AUUGUGUGUCAUUAUACUGUCUGUUAGACGUCCCUGUGAUAAUUAAUCACUCACAUUGAGACGAGUCACCGGCUAUAUAGGCGCGAGGCACCACAAAUGUAGACCUAGCAGAAUCAAAAAUUGAGACGAGUCACCGGCUAUAUAGGCGCGAGGCACCACAAAUGUAGUCCUAGCAGAAUAAAAAAUAAUACGUUGUUUAUCAUUUCAACCAAAUAUCGGCUUUGAAGUUGGAUCAGUGUCCGAUUUUGAAAUGUUUAGGUUGCUGUGGCUGCAUGCAAUACACCCUCUCUUUUAAAUAUGGAAGACCACGAGGACGGUUUUUUUUUUUCGUGCCAGAGGGAUUGUGAUCCCCAACACGGGCCACCAUUUUACGUCUCAUCCGACGGACCAUAAACAUAAUUGUGUUUUUAAAAUACUACAAUGUUACUCCGCAAAAACGUAAAGGUAUCAAAACAUGUUAAAUCCUAUUCGAAAUGUCGCUUUUGUGCUAACAUUGUAAAACUGUAUGGAUCUGUAGUUCUUCAAAAAGUUUUUUUCAUUAAUUUAAUAGCUUUCGGUUCAGUGAAGCUCUUCAGUACACAGGUAAUGAUUUCAUGUACAUUAAAUAUUUAAAGUUAACACAUCCAAAUUCGCUUUACCGAGGAUUUAUAUUCUAUAUGAUUGGAUUAAUUGCUCAGCAACAAUAUUGUAAUGACCCGCUACCAAUCCCAACCAGGCUUUUCAAAGCUACCAAGUAGGUAUCACAAGUCAAGUAUUCGACCUUUCAUAGAUUUUGUUGUUGUAAUUCUGAUGAAAAACGUAAACAAGAUUCAUAUUAUAUUCUCUCUCAUUAAGAUACGUCAUUAGUAAAGAAAUAUUAAUCUUAAUCACUUCUGUGGGUUUUUUUUACAGGAGCCAAAUUAGACCUAUACCACAUAUGUACAAUUAAUAAAUAAUAUGUAAGAGUGUGUUUAGGGUUGCUUUUAGUUUAAAAUCACUUCCCGUUCUGUCAGUAUAAUUAUAACUUGAUGCUUAAUAUUCUAAACCAACUUUAUCACUUAAACUCGCUCGUGAAAUAAAAAGGGGAAAAAGGUGAUGGUUCCAAAGUCAUAAUUCGUAUUCUACAAGAAGCAAUUUAUAAAUGUAUUGAAAUAGUUGACGUUACCCUAAUUCUUUUCUGUAUAUAUUUUAGUUAUUUCACAUACCUGCAUCCCUAUUACUGUUACCUGUUACUAAUAUUAUACAUUUAUUGCAUGAUAGUGAGGAAGAUAUGAAGAUUUAUUCGCCCAAGAAAAAUCAUAUGCCCGAGGGGAAUAUGAUUUUUCUUGGGUGAAGAAAUCUUCUUUUCUCCCGAAGUCAUGCAAUAAAUUGUUUAUUAUACCGAAACAAAGCAAGAUUACAAAAAUGCAUUUGAAAUUGGAGUCCGCUCAUCUAUACAUUAUAUUCAGCUGAGAUUGUCCUAACGGUGACACCGCGCCGUCAACGUAUUAGACGGUACAAACAACGAAAUACAGUGAUAUGAUAACCAGUUUUUGUAUUUCCAUUCUCCUUGAAUGCUGAUUUACAUGCUUUUUUUUUGUAUCAACCAAACCUGGCGAUUUUUAUUGAUAAAGUGUGUAUCAGAGACCCACAUAUUAUGUGCCUUUCGAAAUUAUGAAAGUACAAUGACUCGAACUUAUUGUGACGUCACUAUCAACUUCGUCUACCUUGAUGUUAAAUUUACGGAAAGUGUACGAGGCUGCCCAAGGAGUAAAUAUGAUGGGGAGAUAUGAAGUUUUGUCAUCCCUAGCACGUGACUGUCUAGACCAAUCAGAUUAUGCGUUGCAUAGAAUUCUCAUACUGAGGUACAGUGUAUAAUAAUACUAAUUAUUCCCUUCUAUUAAAAUCCAAAUAAAUAAAAAAUAUUUAAAAUAUUUAAUUUUGAUUUACUUACUAUUUUUUAAAUUUAUUAUUUUUCACUUUUUAUCUAGUUUUAAUAUAAGUUGCUUCUUUAUUUCAUUAUGAUUUACGACAUCCAUACCUCCCAUACGGAACAUAUGUACGUUACUACAACACACUUCAACUUCACUAUGUUGGUGCAUUUGAGAGGUGAUGUAGGGUGAGACUGGAUCGCAAUGAGAUGGAUAGUAUAAUGGCUGAUAAUACAGUCACCAUUCGGUUAACAAUAUAUAGUUAACCAAUCCUACCAAUAUCAAACAAAAUGUAUUGAAAUAGUUGACGGGAUGUUAAGAGUAUAAAUAUAGUAUUGUAUUCGGAGCAGCAGUCACACCUCAUUGGAUAAUGCUAAUGGACGUCCAACAGAUAACGAAUUUAUCUAUCCAUUCGUCUCCGUUCCUUCAAGUUGCGUUUCUUGUCCGUUUCUCUUCGGGCAACGCGUUCCUUGUCCAGCGAAAAGUUUUGAGUAUGAACAAAACUUGAAACGGACAUGCAUGCAGCGGGUCAACUGAAGAUGUUAUUAACACCAACCGCAUGUUUACGGAUAAAAAACGCAUAAAACUGAUGAAUAACGGUUGUCAAACGGCUAUCCACGGGACCAGUACAUGUCUGUUCGCCUAACGUUGAAAGAGCGUUAUAUCAAUACCUUAUCGUUAUUCAGAUGAUCUUGAUCAUCAAGACGCAUCGACUCGUUCGAGAAGUCUGAUAAAGACAAGCGUCUGGGUGAUCGAUAUUAUUAUUCAGACGCUAUUGCUUGCAAUCGGGAAUCUCCAGAUUUGAACCAGGGACCUAUAUACUUUUAGUAUAGAGGUCCCUGAUUUGAACAGACAGAGAGUUUCUACCUGUGAAUCUUUCCCAGCAUUGUCAAUGAUAGAGGGAGCAGAUGGGCCCAUGACGGGUCUUGUAGCUUUUCCCCGUGCCCAGCCCUUCCAAACAUUUGUAGACUUUCCUUUUGAAGGUAUCAAGGAUACCGAAGGUCAGCAAGGGUGAUGACUAAAAUGAUUUAACCACCCGUUUUGUCAGUCACGUGACCGGUACAAAUCCGUUCGUCUAUGUGUAACGUUGAAAGUUUUUCAUGCGUCCUACGUUCGUUGAACCAGGUACUUGUCCGUCAUUCAGACGUUAAUCGACCGUUAACUUGCCGGUACAUGUCAAGUAAUUGUGCCGUUAUCAUGCUAGCUGUAGAACUGUAGCUCUUUGAAAACAAUAUAUGUUCCGUCACAAUAUUUUUUCAGAGAGCUACAGUUCUGCAGCUAUUAUCAUGCGUUUUAUACUUUUCAUACACCGAUCAUAGGAGCCCCGAACCGCGGCGGGAACGACUUUCAUUAACAGAUACCAACGGACAGCAUUAUGUCACUGUUAUAUUUAUCCGUGCGACGUCCGUUUAUUCUAUCCGGUAAAGAUUGACUGCUCCUUUACUUCCACAAGGUUAAAACAAAACUGUUUAAAGUAAUAAACCAUUUCAAUAAACACGGCGUAUACUUUUGAAGAUUAUUGUUACACAUUCGUUGACCCAGUUUUGGGAUUUUAAAAGUUCUUAAAACUUCGAAGACAAAAAGUCGCAAAAGGUCGUUAAAAACUUUUAAGCAUAAUCCACUUAAAAAGAAAAAUAUUCAACCAGGAAAUUAUACCAGCAAAAUAUAUUGGACGGAUUGCUCCUUUAUUCAUUAAAACUGCGUUAUACUUCGACUGUUUGUCUUGCUUUUUUAACCAAGAAGAAAAGAUAAGAUUAUGUUUUUUGUUUGCGCUCAGUGUGAAAUGAAUAGGUAAUACAUUUAAAUAACGUGUCUUGUUUUGUCACUUGGAUAACUCACAAUCUCUUUGGAAGCAGACACUCUCAGCGACAUAUUGCAUUAGCCACGGGACCUUAUAACUGCCAAACAGUGGGAAUGGAGAGUCGUAUUGCCAUCGUUCAAACUCCCACACAGGAAUUUCACAAAAGAAAUGGUUUUGCGGAUAAGAAGUGUGAUCUAGGCGAUAAACCGCCCAGUCUUCAGUACUGCCGGAAGUACACAUCUUCACUUCCGUCGGACUGUAAGCCGUGGAAAAUAGCUGACAUGACUUUACUUUCCGCGGGGUAUUUUGCUAUCCUAGAUUCUGCUAAUUUAAGACUUAAGAUUUUUACUCCAGAUUUCGUUCACAUUACCACUAAAAUAGUUCCAGACGACUCACACAGUGUGGCAAGUUUACACGGUAACAAGAUUUACGUGAUGGACAAAACGUCCGUGCAGUAUUACCUGUUCAACGACGGAAGAGUAAGUUUGGAGGACAAAUUCCAACUGACUGGGAUGCAUUACGAUAUCAGCAGUGCUGGAGCUGUGUUAUGUCUGACAAAAUUAACGACCCUGGUCUUGAAAAAUGACGAGUUUGAAACUCUAGAAACUAUAAAUUUCAAAGCAAGAAUGGGUUAUUCGCCUGGUGCUGUUAUGUAUGAUAAAGACGGAAAUUUACUAUUUUACAACUGUGAUUCAAACUCUAUCGACUGUUGGAAUAAAUUUCAGGAGGAAAAAUGGCACGUAGAUGAAGUGCAUUCUUGUAUUAGUAUUCACAGUUAUCAACUUGGCUGGAUAGUUGUUGGAUUCAAGGAAGUGAUUUUUGGCGAUAUGCGAGGAAAGAUAUGUGUACGGCAAAUUAAGGAACCGGAAAUUGAAGAUUAUAGAUGUUCAGUUAUAGACUGUGAACGAAAAAAGCUAUUUGUGGCUGAUAAGAGUAUUAUAUAUGAAUAUGAACUGGGCGUAGAAAAUUUACUGAACUGCAAUAAUCAUGUUGAAUAAUGUUUUUGCAUUU
This is a messenger RNA of Ostrea edulis (European flat oyster), 4701 nucleotides long. RefSeq lists its product as uncharacterized. The transcript is spliced from 2 exons. The record is from RefSeq and is a predicted model, not a curated record. Bases 3804 to 4688 code for a protein of 294 amino acids. Lineage: Eukaryota; Metazoa; Mollusca; Bivalvia; Ostreida; Ostreidae.